AUGAAAUUCAUCACCUCCCUCGUUAUGCUGGCAGCCGCCGCCAUCGCUGCACCCAUCGCUAGCUCUUCACCCAAGCACUUCCACCUUAAGUCUACAGGCGCCACCAACGCAGAACACAACAACCUCUACGUCUACGCAUACCACACGGGCGCAGGCCUCAACGACGCCGUCUUGACCUCAGACAUCAACACAGCCAGCUCGGUAUACCUGAAUGGCACCAAUGCCCUCUUUGACCUCAAGACUGAAUUCCCCUGGGGAGUCGUUGCCGUCGGCGACACCAACUAUGCCUCCUGGGAACCUAUUCUGAUUAAUGCCGGCCAAGGCAGCGAUGGAUUUUCAGUCAAGGGCAACAACUUCCAAUGGUCGGAAGCCAGCGGCUUCGGUGGAUGGCUCGUUUGUGACUGGUAUCACAACGCGCCCCAGCUCUUCUACCUGAACCGCUACUAUAGCGCCACUAUCCCCUCCAGCUGCAGCAAGGUUCAGCUGCAGGCCGAAUACAUUAACUAG
Penicillium soppii is the source of this 507-nucleotide messenger RNA. RefSeq lists its product as uncharacterized. The record is from RefSeq and is a predicted model, not a curated record. NCBI's taxonomy places the organism in Eukaryota, Fungi, Ascomycota, Eurotiomycetes, Eurotiales, Aspergillaceae. Bases 1 to 507 code for a protein of 168 amino acids. The transcript is spliced from 3 exons.